Molecule: messenger RNA, 661 nt
Organism: Perca fluviatilis (European perch)
Lineage: Eukaryota; Metazoa; Chordata; Actinopteri; Perciformes; Percidae
Product: reticulon-4-like
Exons: 6
Coding region: 119-439 (106 amino acids)
Biological process (GO): neuron differentiation; endoplasmic reticulum tubular network formation; brain development
Cellular component (GO): neuron projection; postsynaptic density
Source: RefSeq, a predicted model, not a curated record
UCUGCAUCACUCCAUCUGCUUCAGGAUAUACAAAGGCAUCCUGCAGGCCAUCCAGAAGUCAGAUGAGGGCCAUCCGUUCAAGCAGUACCUGGACCACGAGGUGGCGCUGCCCGAGGACAUGGUCCACAAGUACAGCGACUUGGCUCUCGCCAAAAUCAACAAGACCAUCGGGGAAUUAAGGCGCCUGUUCCUGGUCGAGGACCUGGUCGACUCCAUCAAGUUUGCCGUGUUGAUGUGGAUCCUGACCUACGUGGGCUCCUUGUUCAACGGCCUCACUCUAAUUAUUCUGGCUCUGGUCGGAGCCUUCAGCUGCCCGAUCGUCUACGAGAAACACCAGGCUCAGAUCGACCACUACCUGGCCCUGGUCAACAACCAGGUCAAAGACAUCGUUGGGAAGGUCCAGGCGAAGGUUCCCGGGAUGAAACGCAAAGCCGAGUGAAGCAACGGAAAGUCAGAGUUUGGAUUCAGGAAGUCCUGAGAGGGGAGAUGUUUGGAGUGGGGGGGGGUGGGUUAGUGGUGGGGGGGGUAGGGGAGGGGAGAGAGGGAGGGAGGGAAACAUGAAGGAAAAGCUGGAGGAGGAGAGGAGGGGUUCUGGCGUGGACGCAGCCCUUCUAACUUUAUUUGUCAAACAUAAUAAAAACAUUUCUUUUCCAGUCCAGAA